AUUUAAUUGACAAUCACGUGCCACCCUUGGUCUUUAUUUAACCUCCCUUAUUGACCUCUCAUUUUUGUUUCCUAUACCGACUUUUUUAUUAUAAUGCCUGCAAUGAAGUUGGUGGUGGGGCUUUUCAUCCUCACGGUGGUUGCCGCCGGAAAGCUUGCCGGAGCUCAGGUCGUACACCAUGUGGUUUCCGGUGACCGUCCAUCAGAUACCUCCACGGAUGUUGGUCCUUGGUCCUCCGGCCGUAUUUUCCGAGUCGGAGACAGUCUAUUGUUCAGGUACUUCUCACCGCACGAGAUCAUCGUGGAACUUGCAAGCAUGGAAGAAUACUAUUCGUGUGAUCUAACCAACCCCAUAAAGAUGUAUACAGAUCACGUGAAUGAAGUGCCCCUAGAAAAGGAAGGUAUCCGCUACUUCGCAAGUGGGUCGUACGACAAGUGCAAAAAUGGUCUUAAGUUGCCGGUACAAGUAAAGCCACGUGAGGUCCCUGCAAUGGGCCCCAGCCCAUCGUCUGCAACCCAUUUAAAUGGCCUUUCAGCCCUAAUCUUUAUUGGGCUUUUUAUUUAUGGGCUUUAUUAUUCUCUUUAAGUAUUUGCUGCUACUAGAUUUUAUGUGGAAUUUUGUUACGGUUUUUAUGUCCAAGUAUUAACGGAGUUGUACAGUACAACUCAAUGAUGCAUCGAUUUAUGUGUGUGAUGUAUUGUUAUGUUAAUAAGUUGUUUGUUUGUUAAUGAAUAAAUUGAUUUGAUCAUAAGC
Molecule: messenger RNA, 753 nt
Organism: Cynara cardunculus var. scolymus (artichoke)
Lineage: Eukaryota; Viridiplantae; Streptophyta; Magnoliopsida; Asterales; Asteraceae
Product: mavicyanin-like
Exons: 2
Coding region: 94-585 (163 amino acids)
Cellular component (GO): plasma membrane
Molecular function (GO): electron transfer activity
Source: RefSeq, a predicted model, not a curated record